Molecule: messenger RNA, 2148 nt
Organism: Silurus meridionalis
Lineage: Eukaryota; Metazoa; Chordata; Actinopteri; Siluriformes; Siluridae
Gene: sars1
Product: seryl-tRNA synthetase 1
Exons: 11
Coding region: 347-1894 (515 amino acids)
Biological process (GO): seryl-tRNA aminoacylation
Cellular component (GO): cytosol
Molecular function (GO): ATP binding; tRNA binding; serine-tRNA ligase activity
Source: RefSeq, a predicted model, not a curated record
UCGCUCUAUCAGAGCACGUAACUAAAAAAAAAAAAGCAAGCUAUUUUCCAGUAUAGGCCUUUUAGUACUGGUUUGAUAUAGUACUCUUAAACAUUUAGUUUAGUUUGAUAUUAUUGUAAAGCAAACAAUACCGUCCGUGUAAGCCACGCCGAGUCCCCUCGGCCUUGUAAGUUCUAUUUGCAAGUUGUAAGGAUGUAAUUUCCCACUUUGGCGACUGCACAGUUCACACAACCACGUCAUAAGCCUCAUACCUCAUAAGCAACGUUACUCCGGAACCCUGGUGCUACACAAAACAGCAUAGAGCUACAUAACCGAAUACGUCUUCAUACAACGGGAGCGCGACAUCAUGGUUCUUGAUCUAGACCUUUUUCGGACCGACAAAGGCGGCGAUCCAGAAAUUGUGAGAGAAACGCAACGAAAACGGUUUAAAGAUGUUUCCUUGGUGGAUAAACUCGUUCAAGCAGAUACGGAGUGGAGGAAGUGUCGCUUCAUUACUGACAACCUCAACAAAGCAAAGAAUUUAUGCAGCAAAUCUGUUGGUGAGAAAAUGAAGAAGAAGGAGCCAAUUGGAGAUGAUGAAACCCUCCCAGAGGAAGUCCAGAACCUGGAGACACUGACAGCAAACAUCUUAUCAACACUGAAUGUGACUCAGAUUAAGAAGGUUCGAAUGUUGGUGGAUGAAGCAAUUCAAAAAAAAGACGAAGAAAGGCUGAGGCUGGAGAUGGAGCGAUUUGAGUCCCUGAGAGAAAUCGGCAACCUCCUACACCCUUCUGUUCCCAUUAGCAAUGAUGAGGAUGCUGAUAAUAAAGUUGAGCGCACCUGGGGUGACUGCACAGUGCAGAAGAAGUACUCUCAUGUUGAUCUGGUUGUCAUGGUGGAUGGAUAUGAAGGAGAGAAAGGUGCAGUCAUUGCAGGAAGCAGAGGAUAUUUCUUGAAGGGACCUCUAGUUUUCCUGGAGCAGGCUUUGAUCAAUUUCGCCCUACGCAUCCUUUACAGCAAGAAUUACACACUCCUCUAUACACCUUUCUUCAUGCGGAAAGAGGUCAUGCAAGAGGUUGCACAACUCAGCCAGUUCGACGAGGAACUGUACAAGGUUAUUGGGAAGGGCAGUGAGCAUUCUGAUGAUACAUCAGUUGAUGAGAAGUAUUUGAUUGCCACUUCAGAACAGCCCAUAGCAGCUUUCUUGAGAGAUGAGUGGCUUAAGCCAGAGGACUUGCCUAUCCGUUAUGCUGGCAUUUCUACCUGCUUCAGACAGGAAGUGGGUUCCCAUGGUCGAGACACCCGUGGCAUUUUUAGGGUUCACCAGUUUGAAAAGAUCGAACAGUUCAUCUAUGCCUCACCUCAUGACAACAAGUCUUGGGAGCUGUUUGAUGAGAUGAUCUCAACUGCAGAAGAUUUUUACCAGUCUCUGGGAUUACCCUACCGCAUUGUCAACAUUGUCUCUGGUUCUUUAAACCAUGCAGCCAGUAAGAAGCUGGACUUGGAGGCCUGGUUUCCAGGAUCUCAAGCUUUUAGGGAACUGGUAUCCUGCUCCAACUGCACAGACUAUCAAGCUCGCCGCUUACGUAUACGCUAUGGCCAGACGAAGAAGAUGAUGGACAAGGUUGAGUUUGUGCACAUGCUCAAUGCAACCAUGUGUGCUACUACUCGUGUAAUAUGUGCUAUUCUGGAAAACUACCAGACUACAGAGGGCAUAAUCGUUCCAGAGCCACUAAGGGAGUUCAUGCCUCCAGACUUAUCUGAAAUAAUCAAGUUUGUGAAGGCAGCUCCUAUUGACCUAGAUUUGUCAAAGAAGCAGAAGAAACAACAAGAGGGAGGGAAGAAAAAGAAGCAGCAAACCACUGCCACUGAAUUGCAAAACAAAGUAGAGAGCAUGUCAGUAAAUGACUCUUAAAAAAAAAAAAAAAAAAAAAAGUCUUUCAGCUUUUGCUAUUCAUUAUUGAUCUCAUUAAAUAUUCUAUUUCAUCUGAUUAGGCUGUUAUAAUAUUUCCUGCCACCUCUAUCCCCCAUUCUUUUGGGUGGUAGUCAUGCAUGUAAUACAUUAUGAACAGUGUUUUAUGUAAACAUCACUGGUGACUUGCUGUAGAUGUCAACAGAACUUGCUUAAGAUGCAAAUGUGGAGGCACAUCAAAUAAAUGAAUGACACAA